Salvia splendens (bonfire salvia) is the source of this 2562-nucleotide messenger RNA. RefSeq names its product hapless 2 (gene HAP2). Bases 317 to 2389 code for a protein of 690 amino acids. Lineage: Eukaryota; Viridiplantae; Streptophyta; Magnoliopsida; Lamiales; Lamiaceae. The record is from RefSeq and is a predicted model, not a curated record. The transcript has 18 exons.
UCGAUUUAUCAUAACUUCAUUUUAACCACCUUUUUUAUCUUUUACCGACGAGUUGAUAAUUGAAGUGGUUUUGGAAAAUUGAACCAACUCCAGAUCGCAUGCGCUUUUUGAUCGAAGCCGCAGAGAUCUCUCUGUAAUCCUCUCCAUCGGCUUGCGCAAUUAUCUUCGACCACAUAACCAAAUUCGCAUGUAUUGUUGCUUGUUGAAGAAAAGAGAAUAAAGAAAAAAAAGCAGACCUUGCAGUUACUCGCCCGCCAAAAACCGUUUUUUUUUUCCAUUUCAUAUUUUUGCCCCCUUUUCCAAUCCACCUACAGCGAUGAAAACCCUAAUUCUGUUAUCGAUUGCCUUAUUCUCUCUCUCCGGAGACAUCCUCGCCUUGCAAAUCCUCUCCAAAUCAAAACUCGAAAAAUGCCAAAAGGUCUCCGACUCAGACGAUCCCCUCAACUGCACUUCCAAAAUCAUCCUCGACCUGGCCGUUCCCAGCGAAUCCAGUGGGAAGGAGGCGUCGAUGGUGGCGGAGAUAGUGGAGGCGGAGGACAAUUCCACAAAUUACAUGCGUACUCUUCGGGUGCCGCCGGUCAUAACCAUUCAAAAAUCCGCUGCUUAUGUGCUCUACGAGUUGACAUAUAUUAGAGAUGUCGCGUAUAAGCCCCAAGAAUUUUAUGUUAAAACACGAAAAUGUGAGAGAGAUGCCGGAGCAAAUGUAGUUCAAAUGUGUGAGAGGUUGCGAGAUGGGGAUGGUCAUAUUAUUGAGUAUACUCAGCCAACUUGCUGUCCUUGUGGAGACCAGCGCAGGGUCCCAUCAUCUUGUGGAAAUUUUUUUGACAAAUUGGUAAAAGGCAAGGCAAACACAGCACACUGUCUUCGGUUUACAGAUGAUUGGUUCCAUGUGUAUGGUAUUGCACAACACUCUGUUGGAUUUAGUAUUCGGAUUGAGGUUAAGACAGAUUCCAAGAUAUCGGAAGUUAUUGUGGGUCCUAAAAACAGGACUGCAAUAUCUGAUGACAAAUUUUUGAGGGUGAAUCUGGUUGGGGAUUUUGUUGGAUACACUGAUAUUCCGUCAUUUGAAGACUUCUUCCUGGUUAUUCCUAGAGAGGGUGUUCCAGGUCAUCCUCUAAAUCUUGGAAGCAAUUUUACAAUGUGGAUGCUUCUUGAACGAGUCCGUUUUACAUUAGAUGGUUUUGAAUGCAACAAAAUUGGUGUCAGUUACGAGGCUUUCAACAUGCAGCCAGACUUUUGUGCUGCACCGUAUUGGAGUUGUUUGCAUAAUCAACUAUGGAAUUUUUGGGAAGCAGACCAGAACCGAAUUAACCGCAAUCAGGUUCCUCUUUAUUGUGUGCAAGGAAGGUUUGAAAGGAUAAAUCAGCAUCCAGGUGGCGGAAGUCAUGCAUUUUCAAUAGGGAUAACGGAAGUUCUUAACUCAAACCUUUUGAUCGAACUGAGAGCUGAUGACAUAGAAUAUGUCUAUCAAAGGAGCCCUGGAAAAAUAUUAGACAUAACUGUACCAACUUUUGAAGCCCUGACACAAUUUGGUACUGCAAGAAUCAAAACAAAAAAUAUUGGUGAAGUUGAAGCAUCCUAUAGCCUUACUUUUGAUUGCUCAUCUGGGGUGAGCCAAAUGGAGGAACAAUUCUACAUAAUGAAGCCGAAAGAAGUAGUAACCAGAUCAUUUAAAUUGUACCCAACUACUGAUCAAGCUGCUAGAUAUGCAUGCUCAGCCAUCCUGAAGGACUCCGAUUUUAGUGAAGUUGAUAGAGCAGAGUGUCAAUUCACUACUACAGCUACUAUUCUUGAUAAUGGAUCACAGACUCCAUUUAAACCUCCAACGACCGGUGUAAAUGGGUUCUUUGAAUCCAUUGAGGAGCUGUGGAAUAAGUUUUGGAUCUUCUUGGCAGAUUUCAUUACUGGAAAAAAUUGCAGGAAGAAGUGCUCCGGUUUUUUCGACUUCAGCUGCCACAUUCAGUAUAUCUGCAUUAGUUGGAUGUUGUUGUUCGGUCUGUUUCUAGCGAUCUUCCCUACAGCGAUUGUGCUUGUUUGGCUUUUACAUGAGAAAGGGCUGUUUGAUCCUAUAUAUGACUGGUGGGAGGAUCAUUUCUGGAAUAGCGAGGAAAGAGAUCAACAUCCGCGGAAGCACUAUAGAGAUGAUCUCAUUCACCGGCACGAUAGGAAGCAUCAACAUCACAAGCGGGAUGCUCAAAGGAAGCGAAACAGUCGUGUUGAUCAUAGGCAUAGAAGCAGAACCGAGGAAAGUUAUUAUCCGCAGCAUGUUCAUAAGGACAAACACAGGCAUACGAGACUCAAGGGUUUGAGCAUAUUGGAGGAAGAGGAUAGAGUUAGGCAUCAUCAUCGCAGAAAAGGCAAAAUUCCUCCUGGGUAUGACUCGAGAUAACUAUUUAAACAAACGAACACCAUUCUACUUCUAAUGACUGGACUUGAUCGCAGUGAUAGUAAUACUUCAAGCUUGCAUAUGCAUGUAUGUUUUUCACUUAAUGUAUCUCUCUACACUUGCUACUGUAUGUUACAGUUGCAUUGGUAUGAAAUUGCUAUGUCUUUUAAUUUCAA